AUGCUUCCUGUUAGUCAUGUCUGCCCAGAGAUGCCCCCUGUCAUCCCUGCAUCCACCUGUUCUGAUAUCACCGCUCUACUGCAGACACACUACCUCUCACCCAUAUAUGUUUUGGAGUUUGCCAUUGGCGUCCUCUGCAACCUGUCUGUGGUCCUGUUUUAUGUGUUCUGGCUGCCGUCUUGGAAAUCCAUAAAUGUGUACAUGUUUAAUUUGGCGAUUUCUGACCUCAUCUUCCUGUGCACCUUACCAGUGCUGAGCUACAAGUACACGCACAACCAAGAGUUACCCCUUGUAGGCUGUGUGCUUACCCGCUACAUCCUCCAUGUUAACAUGUAUUCCAGCAUCCUCUUCAUGGGGUGUGUGGGUGUGGACCGAUUAACACUGCUGUGGUACCCACAACGCAAUCACUUCCUUUUGUCUUGCAAAGCCUCGUUGAUAAUCAGUUUUCUGAACUGGAUUUUGGUGACAAUUGAGCUGGCUCCUCUUAUCAUGUUUGCGAACCAUGACCUAAAGAAAACCAACUGGACGAAGUGCAAUGAUUUUGGCAGCAUGAACCCACCCGUCCCUCUUCUAAUCUACAGCUUGUUACUCACCACUGUAGCGUACGUGCUGCCCCUACUGACCAUAUAUCUGUCAGCGAGUAAGAUGAUCUCUCUGCUCAAGAAGAGAGAGGAAGUGCUUGGGACAUCCUUUCAAAGGCCAGUGAACAUCUUGAAGGCUGCAGUGGUCAUGUUUCUGGUGCUUUACAUGCCAUAUCAUGUGAUGAGAAACAUGCGCCUUGCAUCACAGCUACCUGCAUUGGGACUGACACAGUGUACAAUAGUGUAUAUCGAGGCAGUGUACAUAAUAACACGGCCAAUUGCAUUUUUUCACAGUGUCAUAAACCCUGUGUUUUAUGUCCUAAUGACAGACAGAUUUAAGGAGGUCCUGCAGGAGAAGUGGAAGCAGCUUAGAGGCUUGACAAUAUGUAGAAGAUUAUCAUAA
This is a messenger RNA of Clarias gariepinus (North African catfish), 984 nucleotides long. Its product is annotated as succinate receptor 1-like. Gene Ontology annotation, biological process: G protein-coupled receptor signaling pathway. The coding region runs from base 1 to 984 and encodes 327 amino acids. The record is from RefSeq and is a predicted model, not a curated record. Lineage: Eukaryota; Metazoa; Chordata; Actinopteri; Siluriformes; Clariidae. Gene Ontology annotation, molecular function: G protein-coupled receptor activity. The transcript has 2 exons. Gene Ontology annotation, cellular component: plasma membrane.